AAACAACUUCAUGGGUUUAGCUCUUCUAUUUUCAGGAUGCUUAAUGUAAAAUUCAAUUUGGUUCUUUCUUUUUUCGCAUUAUUUUUGAUCGCAUCUACGCUAAAAUGCGCAUCAGCGAGCACUGGUGAUUCACACCCAUACUACAGGACAUGCUUGAAUAAUUGUAUCAACAUUGACUGUAAUCAAAAUCCAUCUCAAAAUGGCAUGCUACCUUGGUAUAUGAGAUUACUCUUUUGGGAUUGUGGUAGCAAUUGCCGCUACGAAUGCCAAAUUGAUACUGAACACUACUUUGCCAUGAAUGGAGUUCCCUCUCAGCAAUAUUUUGGUAAAUGGUACUUCAUUCGAGUUUGUGGCAUUCAGGAAUUCUUUAGCGUCUUAUUCUCUAUUUUCAACCUAAUCGUCCAUUACGAUGGUUAUCAACGUAUGCGUCGUUGCAUCCCUGCCUCUCAUCAUAGUAAAUCGUUGUGUUUGAAAUGGGCCUUGAUUGGCAUGAACGCAUGGAUAUGGAGCAGUGUUUUUCACAUUCGCGACACCCCCAUCACAGAAAAAUUGGACUAUUUUUCAGCCGGUGCUUUUGUUUUAUUUGGCUUAUAUAAUUCACUCGUUCUAAUGUUUAAAUUGGAUCUUAAGCAGGGAGGUAAACCCAUUACUUUCUUACUAGCAACUCUUUUUUCCCUUGCUUUUCUGUCACACAUCAGUUAUCUCUCCUUUUAUACAUUUGAUUACGAUUACAACAUGAAGGCGAACCUUUCAAUAGGCUUGCUUUCAAAUUUCGCUUGGUUCUAUUAUUCAUGGAAACAUAGAAAUAGUGGACUUCAUUGGACAAAAUGGCCUGCUUUGUCCGUGACCGCCUUGAUGCUUUCCGCUUCCUUGGAGCUUUUCGAUUUUAGCCCUAUUGCGAAUUUAAUUGAUGCUCAUUCCCUUUGGCACCUAGCUACAGUACCUAUCACUUACUACAUUUACAGUUUUGUAAUCAAAAGCUCGGUGUAUGACACAAUUGCCGGUUCUCCUAAAUUAAAAUCCAUGUAUGGCAGAGAUUGAAUCUUUCUUUUGUUUAUUCUUUCCCUCCUAAUUUAUAUUUCUUUGUCCUAUAUAUAUUUCCCAAAGUCAUCCUCAUUCAUAGAAUCAAUUAUCAAUAAUAAAUCAAGUUUUAUACGCA
Molecule: messenger RNA, 1159 nt
Organism: Schizosaccharomyces cryophilus OY26
Lineage: Eukaryota; Fungi; Ascomycota; Schizosaccharomycetes; Schizosaccharomycetales; Schizosaccharomycetaceae
Product: GPI-phospholipase A2 activity regulator
Exons: 1
Coding region: 37-1041 (334 amino acids)
Biological process (GO): GPI anchor biosynthetic process
Cellular component (GO): endoplasmic reticulum membrane
Molecular function (GO): hydrolase activity, acting on ester bonds
Source: RefSeq, a predicted model, not a curated record